GCUUUACGCUCCCUCACUGCGACAUACACAAUCAGUUUUUGCGCCGCACUCAACGGUACGGUAUCAGUAAGUGGUCGUCGCCACAGCAGCGCGUUACAAACAGAAUCGCAGUAGAAAAUACAAAGCGGCGUCGUAAAUCGCAUGCCGUUACAUAGCGCAGAUUUUCAUUAAGCGAAUUUUACAUUACGUUGGACCUCACAUAAAUAUUUGUAGAUAUAUACAUACAUAUAGAGUUCAAUAUUAUCACCGCGCUCUUUGACUUGAAGCGCUCUUGUUGUUACAUAUGUACAUAUAUGGUCAGCGCACGCCCGCUAUAAACGCCAACAAAACUCUGCUUACGACCCAUUGGCACCAUAGCCUUUAACAAGCGCGCGCGCUCUCGCUCUCUACGCACCCGUUGACCCAUACGUAGACGCGCGGUCGUCGUAAUCGCAAUCGUCGUUACCGUUAGUUGGCUUUCUUGAUUUCUUCCAAUCUAAGUCGAAAAAUCGUAUCAAUUGGAAGCGUCGGAUUGGCGUUUUUAUUCCACCAGUUGGGUGGGGAUGUUUUCGUUUUCGCUCGCCAGUGCUGCCAUUACCAAACGCGCGCGUUCCAUUCACUAGCAGCAGCACCGACACCCGCGCUCUCCGGCGCUUAGCUUUUGAAAACGACUGAACCGCUCAGCCACCACCAACGCCAAAUAGCUACUACUCGGUUGGGGUAACUAACUGUGUGACAUAUAGCGCGCUGGACCGUGCGGCAUAUGUACACAUACAUAUGUACAGCAUCAACUACUGUAUAUUUGCUUUGGCAGGUUGUGUACGGUAUGAGGAGUGCGACAACAGUGCUGUGACAGUGUUAAAGCGUGCGCGGGGGUUGCAGCAUAAAACGAUAACGACAAGUGCGGGCAUAUGUCUGUAUGUUUGUAUGUUUGCAUCGACAUAUGAGGGCAGGCAACGAGAAGUCUCAGCGCCAGUUUCGGAAAUCAGUUUCACUCAGUUUGCGACGUUGCAGAUGGUAGCCACUGAAGCAGUGAUUAAUUUUACUGUUAGUACAAUAGAUGACGCUGAAGACACACCAACCAACUGGCGGAUAAAUACAUAAAAUAGUGAAAAUAAUGUCUAGCGGACGGAACGCGAAAGUUUAACUCUAAACAAUUUUUUGUUACUAACGUUACGCGUGCAAGGCACAAAUGUGGCAAUAAAGCAUUUUUAAUAAAAAAAAAUUAUUUAAAAAAUUCCACAAAACAUGAGCAACAAAAUUGUUUUUUUGAAUUUUUUUCUAAAUAAAUUUAACAAUAAAAAUGUUUAGUUAAACAAAUAUUAAAUAAAAAUAAAAACAAAUAAGUGCAAGUGCAGUAAAACAGAAAAAAAUAAUUUAAAAUAAAAAAAUUAGUGCUACUGUGAUAUUAAAAAAAAAUAAAAUAAAAUAAAAAAUUCCCAAAAAAAUUAUUUUCUAAAAUUCACAAUAAAAAAUUAUUAUAAUUAAAAGAAUUUGCCACAAAAUAAUUUCCCACGCGCCAAGCGAACAUGGAAAUUGUGAAAAUGGAAACGAAUCUACCACACCCACCGUCGGCUGCCACACAGCAAACGCCAGCGCCUACAACAUUGCCGUCGGUGCCCCAAACACACACUUUGCCACCGACAGCCAGUGCGGCCGCUGUGCGACAGCAGCAACAACAACAGCAACAUCAUUUACCGCUCGACUAUAGUUUGGGUAAUUUUAAGCCCGCUGUUGCCGCUGAUUUCCCUAGUAAUUUUGUUAGUGGCAACAAUGGUGGCACAGCGGCUAAUUUGCCGUUACGCGAUCUAAAUAUGCGUUCUAAUAUCACAACAACAGCAACAACAAUACCAAAUCCAACACAAUUACUACAACAACGCGUCCAACAGCAGCAGCAACAGCAUGGCAGCGAUCAAACGCAAGAUUAUCAACCGGUGUCGGCUUUUAAAGCUGUGCUGCCGAAAAAGAAAAUCGCCGACGAUGAGCUCGCCUUCAGCAUCAAUCGUCUGGUGAAAUCCGAACACUUGUCCAGUCAUCACCCGCCCGCGUUGCUUAGUAGCAGCAACAACAACCCGGCAGCGAAACAUGAUGAAGACAACAACAACUCCAUAUGCAUAUUGAGCAAAAAUCAAAUACUACAAUGGAAAUUACAACAACCGCUAAGUGACAGCGGCAUCAGCGAACCACGUUCCUACAUCGAACACGAUAUGAUUUCAAGAUCGCGCAGUCAUUCGCGCACCUCAUCACAAAUCGAUCUCGAUGACGACAGCAAUUGUCGACGUUCGUUGCGUUCGCGUUCGCGUUCACGUUCGAGUUCUGUGGAACUCGAAGUGGAUUCACCGCCACCGCCCGCCUUUCAUCACCACCACAACAACCGCACCAGUCCGUUGAGUUCACCGCCAACGACCGCAGAGCUUUUAAUUAGUUCGAGUCCGAAAAAGUCUGAAAUGUUUUCAGUGUCGGCGCUUUUGCGACGCGAUGAACCGGCGGCGCAUGGUGGUGUGACGGUAGUGCGACCGUUGCAGAAGUCCCCAACAGCGGUGAGUUUACCGGGUGGCAUGAAUCCCUUCGAGGCGUUUCGCAAUGGUUAUGUGAGCAGUAGUAGUGGUGGAGGUGGCGCUGCCGGUUACGAGCCGCCAUUCUUUCAACGACCACUCUUACCGCCCGCCUUUCCACUCUUCGCCGCCUUUGCGUUGCAUCAGGGUCAACAAUCUGGCUUAACCUCAGCUUACCAUCCCGCUUCGCAGGAGGAUAUCUUUCGUCUGCGCAAUCUGAUGGUGCCGCUGCAGGCGGGUCAAAAUGGCGACACGUCUGGUCUGCCGCCAAAUUCCCAUCUCGGCCUGCCACAUCCACCGCAUCUGCAUUUCCACCACAUGGCCAAAUGGCCCGGCCUGCCGCAAUUCAGUGACCUUUACUCAUGCAUGAAGUGCGAAAAGAUGUUCUCCACACCGCACGGCCUCGAAGUCCAUUCACGACGUACGCAUCACGGCAAGAAGCCAUACGCUUGUGAACUGUGCAACAAGACUUUCGGACAUGAAGUUAGUUUGAGUCAACACAGAGCUGUGCACAAUGUGGAGAAGGUUUUCGAGUGCAAGCAAUGCGGUAAACGUUUCAAACGCUCCAGCACGUUGUCUACACACCUGCUUAUACACAGCGAUACGCGGCCUUAUCCCUGCAGUUAUUGUGGCAAACGAUUUCAUCAAAAGAGUGAUAUGAAGAAGCACACCUACAUACAUACAGGCGAAAAACCCCACAAAUGUACGGUCUGCGGCAAGGCGUUCAGCCAAAGUUCGAACCUCAUCACACACUCACGCAAACACACCGGCUACAAGCCGUUUGCCUGCAAACUCUGUCACAAAUCAUUCCAACGCAAAGUCGAUCUGCGUCGCCACAAAGAGACGCAACACACCGAUCUACGACCGCUGAUCGAACGCAAUCUCGGCGGCAAAGUGGAGUUCAUGGCGGCAGCAGCUGCGGCGGCAGCGCAGCAAAUGGGACAACACGAUGGACUGGCGCCCACAAUGGGUGGUGCGCAUAGUCACAGUGGUGGUGGUCCGCCCUCCAACGGCAUGAGCUCUGCGGCCGCAGCAGCAGCGGCGGCGGCGGCAGCUGCAUCGUCCAUCAAUACGCAAUUGGCGUCGAUGAAUUGCCAAAAAGUGUCGUUGUUGGUAUAACAGGCACAAUAACAAAGACAACAAUUGCAAUUGCAACAACAACAUGAGAGAUUAAUGGAGCAGCAGCUGCGUAUGCAGCAAGAAUGUCUGCAAGUCGAUUAGACGAGACGGAGAGUGGGAGGGUAAAUUAUAAGAAAAUAAUUGACAACAACAACGAUUAUGUGCAAUAAAAUGUAAAAAUUUAUGAACAGUUAUUCAAAAUUUUUGUGCAAAAAGAAGAGUUCAAGAAUAGGGGUAUGUCAAAAUUUCCAUGUACAGUUAAUAUUUGUAUUAUAUAAUGUAUUACUUUGAAAUUUCCAGUGUUGCCAAAGCAAAGCGUUAACGUUCUGCGCUUAUUUUUUAUAUAAUUUAGUGUGUAAAAAUAAGUUUUUAAGUGUUUAAAAGAGAGA
Zeugodacus cucurbitae (melon fly) is the source of this 4042-nucleotide messenger RNA. RefSeq names its product zinc finger protein 628 (gene sens-2). NCBI's taxonomy places the organism in Eukaryota, Metazoa, Arthropoda, Insecta, Diptera, Tephritidae. Bases 1509 to 3653 code for a protein of 714 amino acids. Gene Ontology annotation, molecular function: RNA polymerase II cis-regulatory region sequence-specific DNA binding; DNA-binding transcription factor activity. Gene Ontology annotation, biological process: regulation of transcription by RNA polymerase II. The record is from RefSeq and is a predicted model, not a curated record. The transcript is spliced from 5 exons.